AAGCUCGUCUCAUCCAUCUCCCUCCAAGUGCUUGCCCCGCCAACACCCAAAGCACGCAAAAUGGACCCGACCAAGGCGCAGACCACGGCCGUGUUCAACCACCUCAAGGCCCAGAAGGCGAACAAGCAAUGCUUCGACUGCAGCGCAAAGAACCCCACCUGGACCUCGGUCACCUUCGGCAUCUACCUCUGCCUCGACUGCUCGAGCGUGCACCGCAACUUGGGUGUACACAUUUCGUUUGUCCGCUCGACCAACCUCGACUCGUGGUCGCUCCAGCAGCUCCGCACCCUCAAGGUCGGCGGCAACGGCGCCCUAGCCGAGUUCUUCCAGAAGCGCGGCGGCGCCAACCUCCUCCCGCCCGGCAACUCGGACGCGCGCGCACGCUACACGUCGCGCGUGGCCGGCCUGUACAAGGAGGAGCUGGCUCGCCGCGUGGCCGAGGACGCGCAGGCAUACCCGCACGGCAUCCACAUCGAGGGGCUCGACCUGACGCCGAUGGGCACGCGCUCGUCGACGCCAGCCCAAAACGACGACUUCUUCGAGUCGUGGGACAAGGCCGCGCCGACCCCCUCCCCGCGCCCGUCCAAGCCCGCGUCCCCUGCCCCUCCCCCCUCGAUCGGCGUUGCACGCGCGUCGGCCACGCCCUCGCCCAAGCCCACUUCGCCCACCACCGCUGCCCCCCAGCCCCGCACGCUCUCGUCGUCGGCUUUGAGAACGGGUGCCGCAAGCGGCGGCGCCGCUGCCGCCCGCCCCAUGCGCCUCGGCAAGGCGUCCAAGCUCGGUGCCAAGAAGGCGUCGACGUCGAUCAACUUUGAGGAGGCCCAGCGCAAGGCCCAGGAGGAGGAGGAGCGCAUCAAGCGCCUGGGAUACGACAAGAAGAAGGAGGAGGAGGAGGCCGCGGCCCUCAAGGCCCGCGAGGAGGAGGAGCGCCGCAAGAACCAGGCGUCGGGCAUCAACAACUCGCGCUCGGCUACACCGCUCAGCCAGACCCGCAAGGAGGAGAAGCCAGUGCCUGUCAAGCUUGGAUUCGGACAGGUUGCGUCCAACGCGCCGCCCCCGUCGCAGUCCAAGGCCCGAGCAUACGACCCUGCCGACGACAUCACGACGGCCAAGGACCGCUUUGGCAGCCAGAAGGGCAUCUCUUCCGACAUGUACUUCCAGCGAGGCAACUAUGACGCCAACGCGACGAGCGAGGCCAAGGGCCGCCUGCAGCAGUUCCAGGGCGCGACUGCCAUUUCGUCCAACGCCUACUUUGGACGCGAGGACGAGGAGGAAGAGGCCGAGGGACUGGGCGGCGGCGAGGGCCUGCUGGGUAUCGAGGGCAACGAGACGUACCAGAACCUCGAGCGCAACGCACGCGACAUUGCCAGCCGCGUCAUGGCGGACCCAAAUGUGCAGAACCUCACCGACCAGAUUCGUGCCGGUGCUCUCAAGCUGUCCGACUACCUGUCGUCGCUCGAGUCGAGGUAAAGGGCUGGUAGCUUGCGUCGGACGCGGUCGCGCGCGCCGACGCGAUCUCGCACGUAGGACGGACGGAGGUCGCGGUGCUAAACGCGUCUUUGGUACCGUUUCGAGUCACUCGGCACGGUGUCGCUUCCGCCACGGGCGGCGCUCACCCUGCCCAUCUAACCCUUCUAUCCCUAGCCCGUGUCCUCGGCCACACCACACCGAUCCCGCUCUCUCUCUUACACUCUCGCUCUGUUGCCAUGUGUUGUUUUGCCUCCCUGGCAGCAUCUUAGGCGUGCAUCCCUGUACUUUCCGUAUGCCGUAGAAAGGAAAUGACCACGCAUGCCCUGUGA
Messenger RNA from Vanrija pseudolonga, 1799 nucleotides. RefSeq names its product ADP-ribosylation factor GTPase-activating protein glo3 (gene glo3). Gene Ontology annotation, molecular function: GTPase activator activity. Bases 61 to 1470 code for a protein of 469 amino acids. The transcript has 5 exons. NCBI's taxonomy places the organism in Eukaryota, Fungi, Basidiomycota, Tremellomycetes, Trichosporonales, Trichosporonaceae. The record is from RefSeq and is a predicted model, not a curated record. Gene Ontology annotation, biological process: COPI coating of Golgi vesicle.